UUGAAUAAAUAGAUCCCGUUGGGUGCCAAUAUAGCUUAUCUUACAAAAGCGCAUCAAAAUGGCACAUCCUAGCGAUCCUCCAUAUGAUGACCAAUGGGAAACUUGGGACUCCUAUACUCGAUUUAAUGUAUCCCUUUGUCCGAGUAUCAGGCAUUUGAUAUACAGGUUACAUACAGCUUCCAACCAUAAGUUAAAAUUUGCGUUGUCUAUGCACAUACGUACGUUUGAAGAUGACUUGAUAGGUUCUGAGCAACUCCGCAACCGGGCCAUUAUGGCUUUGGAACCUGAAUUCCUCGCGCUGCUGCUUAGAUCGUCGACAGCCAUUGGGAGUUAUGGAUUGCUAAUCAUUAAAUGUUUGCUUAAAGACACAAGUUCAGCUAGGCACUUGUCUUCACUAGUGCCAUACAUUGUUGAAUUCCUUUCAUACCAAUUAGAAACCAGUGACUAUGACGCUACAACGAAUGCAGUUAUCAACAAAGUGCACAUAACACCGCAGGUAUUCAAAACAAAGGUUGUCUCAGAUUGCGUCUGCCUUCUGCAAUGUUUUAAUGAGCUCCUAGGGCCCAGUAUGAUGAACAUUACUAUUGACCCAGUGGAGCUCUACGAAUCAGUUGAUGACCUGUCUAAGGACUUGUUUGACAUGUUCUCUGAUGUGGAGGGAUCUAUAUCUACCUCUGGCAGGUGCCGCUUAUGCCACUUGGAAGAGCUUCGCGAAUUUAAGGAGGCAUCGAUGCUAUGCGAUGAACAGGAGCGCGAUAUUGAUGCUUUAGCCGUGGCACAUUUAGAGGAAAUAGAUAUAUCUAUAGACUCCGCAGGACCUAGUGAGCUACCCGACCAGCUGAUUCGAUGCGGAGAGUCCAUUUUAUCGCUAUUACCCCAAGUCAACGACACUGAACAUGUAACGGAACGGAACUCCUUGUAUAUAAAUUCCCUUAGAAACAUUUUAAUACUGAUUCCUAUGGAAUACCAAGAUACCUUGGUAGCCAAAUGCCUUGACUCGAAAAACUUUGACGUCCUUUUGAUGCUUAUUGAUAUUUGUAUGGGUACUGACUCCAUUAGCCCAGGAAACCGAAGGAAUAUAUGCUCUAAAGCGGCACGCCUUCUGGAACUGAAAUUGGAAAAGUAUCUAAAUAAUCGAUUAAUAACGUUUGUGACAUACAUGUUGGAAACUGAUGGCUUAUCUGCACUAUGUCCCGAGGGAUACACUGAUACUGACCUCGUCAAGCAACUUUGUUCCAUAGUACGUCGUGCUGAAAUCGAGAUCCACAUUGGUAUAUACGACGUCUGCAGGCAAACAGACGCUAACACUGACUUCAGUGCAUCAUUUCAAUUACUCGAGGCGUUGUUGGUGCGAGUUGCGGAAAGCGAAUCGAUGUUACCUUCAUGUCACGACCUAUUCACGUGUACCCACCGUAUAGCUGGUAUAGUAUUCGACUUUUUCGAGGAUGUGGCAUCUAAAAAUGUGCCCUGUUAUCCUGAGUUGAUAACGUGUUGUUACCGAUUCAUUGGCUGCUGGAUGACCCUGGAGCCCAUGCAUCUGUCUUCAACGUAUCGCAAGAAAUUACCCAAAAUACUUUCAGUCAUCACAUGCCGCGAUUUCGCAUGGUUGCUGCCAUCAUUGGAGUUUAUAGAUUCUAUAGAGCUUGACUCUAUCGACGGCUUGUUCUACAUGUACUUAGGCACGAUGUAUAUAUGUUUCCAAGGAAAUGAAGCAGAAACUAGUGAAAGUCAGCUGUCGAGUAGCAGUGCGAUAUCAAUGUGCCACAACUUGGUCCAACAGAUGUUCCUAGAAAGUUCACUGGAUCCUGCGAAACUUUUCGCUUCAUUAGGCAACAAAGGAGACUACAAAAUGGCAUAUAAAUUUGCGAAUAGCGCUAUAAUUCUGUUUAUGUAUAGCCAUAUUAUUGACAAAGGCAAUGUCCAUUUUAGUCCACGACUACCUCUGGAUUUAUGCCUUCCUUUACCUGCUGAGUUGAGUGGUUCAACAGCCGGCAAGUCAGGUGCUAAAGACGCCAUGUCAUUCCUUCAAUCGUAUUUUAUCGCGGAAUGCUAUAGACUGCUCCCAGAGCUGGAUAGUAGUGUUUCAAUGAUGAUCAGAAAGUUGUCAGGAUCAUCUGAUCAACCUGCAAGUGAUACAUCGCAAAAGGAAGAUCCCAAGUCAGUGCAUCCUGAAGCUGACUCUAAUGACCAAUCGCAACAAGAUUCUAGAACUGGUGAACCAUCUCUACCACUGUGUCAAAAGGAUAUCAUUAUUCAGCUACAGAAAGCUAUUGAAGCUUCUCUAAGUGACAGGAAUACACUAUGCAAUGACUGGUCCAUGGAGCUAUCUGAUUGUACCUUGGCAGUGGCAUCAGUAUGCUUAUGUCGACUACACCAAUCCGAUGUGCGUGAUCUUAUGGACGCAUCUGUAUCAUUCAUAUUAAUGGAGUCUGUGGCUGCUACGUUUGCCUAUCUGAGCUGCAUGAGUACCGGCUCCCUAAAAGGCGACGAUUGCAUUACUUGGUACCGAUCAGCGUUGGUCUGCACUAUUCUUAUACAGCGGCAACCCAUGUUUAUCAACAUAAUCGCCUUCGUUUGUAGAAAGAUUAAGCUCACAUCGAUAGGGUUAUCAACAGAUACAUCGCACGACCUCGUUAUGAAUGGUUGGAUUUCUAGUGACUGUGCUUCAGCUGGAGAUUUCAUGUCUACCCUGGUAUCUGCCAUACGCUGAUGUGUUAACACACUGCCUUGGGUUGUAGUUAUUUUGAACUAUCACUCC
Molecule: messenger RNA, 2758 nt
Organism: Babesia bovis T2Bo
Lineage: Eukaryota; Apicomplexa; Aconoidasida; Piroplasmida; Babesiidae
Exons: 6
Coding region: 59-2710 (883 amino acids)
Source: RefSeq, a predicted model, not a curated record